CAUAGCAUUCGAAAUACAUGCGGUUUUCCAAAACGGGAAGGCCAGGGUAUAUUGAUAUAGGUCUCUGGAUGUUUAGUAUGUUCAAAAAAUUGUUCAGUUUCAAGUAGAACAUAACCAUUGAUACCAAGCUCGUUUUGACACAUUUUGUUCAGGAGAACAUACAGAGACCUACAUGUAUAUCCAUACACAGCAGCCUUUCCAUUUUGGAAUGUAUCAUAUAUUUUCGGACGCUACAUCUUUUGCCCCGUUCAGUUCCAAUUUAGCCUAGAGAGACACUGCAGGAAAAAUUGUAAACACUCAAAAUGAAAUUAAUUCCAAAAAAUAAUGUCUCCAUAGUCCAAGAUUAGGCUAUUGUCUGAAGGAUAAAAAAUAGCGAACCUUUCCAUGAUGUGGAAAAGUCCAAGGGAGGGGAAUCCUUCUGAGAGACACUGUAGCAACAUACCUCAGUUGUCUGGAAUUAAAUAAUGAGUUUGUUGACGGACAAAUAACAUGGUCCCAAACUGGUGUACAGAUCCUUACUCUUGUGCUAUAUUAAUGGUUAUCUUGCAUCAAGUCAACUGUGUCAUGCAUGUUAAUGUAAAAGAGGAAGGAAAUGCUCAUUCCUUUCAGUUAUGCUGUGCAAACAUUCAAUGUGUCAAUCACCCAAUUGCUUGUUUGUUAAAUGGCAAGGAACUGACCUUAAGGAGAAGACCCUCUACCCUUCUUUCUACUACAGGGAGAUACAACGAUGAGAACUACAGGAAGUGUGUUGGUGGUCGUUAUCUGGUCUGUGACAGGAACUAUGGCAACAAAAUGUGGACAAACAAGUCAAGUGACGGUGUCUCCCACCAACCCAGUGUGGGGACAGAAAGUGAUAUUGACCUGUAACGACCCCUGUAGUCUGACUGACAACAAAAACCACACCUACAUCUGGUACAAGACCGGACAACGUCUUGUCAAUUCCACCAUCCAGACAUACACAGACACCAGUUAUUAUACACACAGUUACUCCUGUGCUGUAAAUGGUUCUGAGGAUCUUCGCUCUCCUGUAGUUUGUGUUCUGGGUGAGUACUGUUUCAAUGUGACUUACACCCAUCAGAGAAUCUGUGCCUUGAAGGGGUCAACAGUGGAUCUUCCCUGCACAUAUAAAUAUCCACGUAAUCAUACAUUCAUAGAAAGGACCUGGUAUAUCCAAAGAGAAAGUGAUGAGGCGCUAACAAACCUGAGUUCAUUGCCAGAGUAUUCAGGUCGUGUGAAGUACCUUGGAGAUAAUGUGAGUGACUGUACCCUGAGAAUCACAGACCUGAGAGAGACUGACUCAGCUGAGUACAAGUUCGCAUUUAAAACAAAUUUUGCACAGUGGGGGUACAGCUUCCCUGGAACAACUCUGACUGUCACAGGGACUAAUCCCUUGGGUCCGCCUGCAAUUAUAGGAAUCAUAGGGUUUAUUCUGGUUCUCAUCCUCUGUCUCUCUGGCUUUGUGUGGUUCAGGAAGAAGUCCUCCACCAAUCACACAACUGACUCAGCGGACAAUAGACAGAGGGACUCUGGUCCUGUUUAUGACAACACCUCCAUGCCCGUGGCCUCUGCAGAGCAGACAAUGGCCUCCGACGACCAGACUGACCUCCACUACGCCAGUGUUCACAUCACUCGCUCCAGAGACCAGGUGGUGCCCCUGUACUCCACCGCCCGACUCCCUCCACCCCAAACCCAGGAAGAGGACGUCCAGUAUGCGGCUGUAAAAUUCAACUGUCCCAGUGCUGCCACCCGGUGAUCAAGUCAUGACAUUACAGGGUUAACGUGAAUAGGUUUUCUCAAAUGUGGGGGGGUCGUCUGCUUGGCUGUCAGGAAGAGUAAACUACUGUUUGUGAUUGGCUGAGAUUCAGUAAGAUAUGCAAUGACUUUACAAUUGUUUGUGUCAAUUGAAAUGAACAAUGGCCGUUAAUAUCCUCAGCAUACAUUCUUUUUUAAGCCCUCGAUAUGUAAUGUCUGGAUAUAAAUAUUUGAUCUGAUUUCAUUAGUCAGUAUUUCUGUAAUCCUAACAAACAGAAAUGGAGACUGUGGACGACCUUUUCUGGACAAUACAGUGCUUUCUGAGAAGUAUCCAUGAUGUAGUAUUUCAUGUCUGGAUUUGGAUCAAAUUCCUUCCACUGAAGAUUCACGUUAAGAGGUAAUGAAGCUGUCGAGGCCAUUUCAGACAGAGCAACGUCCACCAAUCAGAGAUAUUCCCUAUUUAUUUUUAACUCCUGUGGCACGGGUCUUCUACAGCACCAUUUGGAUUCAGACCCUAGUUUCUCCAAGAAAACAACUAUGACUUUCAGAUUAAUGUUUAUCCUAAAACUGGUCUUGGCUUUAUUGAAUAGGGUCCAUGGUUUAAAUUACACAGUAUAAUCUACUAUGUUCCAUAGGCCAUAUGAUCAAUGAAGACAGUAAUUUAAACAUCACAUAACAUCUCUGUGUGUCUGGACUGGACAAGACAAGUGGUUGCAUCUGAAAUAGGAUCUGUAGCCUGGGAUCCACUUUCAUGACUGCUUUUCUUCUAGUUUAUAUAAGAAAUACUAUUGUGAAAAUUACAGAUUUAUUGUCUAUUGUAUGUGUUGCUUUGUAUGGACCCCAGGAAGAGUAGCUGAUUCUAAUGGAGAUACACAAUCAAUACACAAAUCCUCUUGCUAACAGUCAGAAGGCAAAUUGGUACUGGGAACUCCAAAUGUCAUUUCAUCACUCUUGUGGACGGCUGAUCUGAUGAUGUCACACAUCACCAUGCCGAUGUUUAAUGAUGUCAUUUCCACAGUUAAAGAGUCGUUAAUUAAUUUGUGUUGUCCUUAUUAUUUUAUGAUCAGCUUGACACUUUCAGUUUCAUUGAAAGUGUUUCAGAAAUCAGUUUUUGCCUUUUCAUUAAAAGAAAAACAGUUGAUCUUC
Molecule: messenger RNA, 2898 nt
Organism: Esox lucius (northern pike)
Lineage: Eukaryota; Metazoa; Chordata; Actinopteri; Esociformes; Esocidae
Exons: 7
Coding region: 728-1753 (341 amino acids)
Source: RefSeq, a predicted model, not a curated record